GUCAUGUACUAAUACAUGUGUCUACCCAGUUUGGAUAAUAAUUAACUGAAGAUGACAGCAACGUAUCUUCUUUUGACUACAGUUGUCUUUAGUAUGGCUCUAAAAGCUUGUGCUGCUAGAAAGUUGGCUGUAGCAGGUCCCAUCAAUACAUUUGGGUUAAAGCUCCUGUCACACAGUCCCCCUGGUGAGAACGUGAUGAUAUCUCCUUACUCCAUAUGUACUGCUGUGGCAAUGCUGAAUGCUGGUGCUGCUGGAACCACUAAAGCUCAGAUUGACAAAGCAUUUGGUUGGGGUGAUAUAGACCGCUUGUCAGGGCAGUACAGGAAGUUGUUAAGUUCUGUGGGCUCCAGUGGAGAAUUCAACCUCAGCUCCAGCAACAGGUUGUAUGUGGAUAAAGAGUUCCACCCUCUACAGAGCUAUACUAACACUCUUUCUGGUGACUUUGGAGCAGAUUUGGAGAGAGUGGACUUCAGUUCAGGUGACAACUCCGACACAGUUCAACAAGUCAACUCCUGGGUUGAAAGUCAGACUAACGGCAAAAUCGACAAGAUGUUUAAAGAAAUAGAUCCGCAAACUAGAGCUAUUCUCAUCAACACCAUAUACUUCAACGCCCAAUGGCAGAUACCUUUUACUAAAACAGUGAAAAGGGCUUUCUACACAGAUGAAAGUCACCACACCAUGGUGGAUACCAUGACAGUGAGUGCGGUGUUCGGUUACUAUAGAAGUGAGGAUGUAGAGGUUGUUAAACUGCCCUACCUUGCCGGCAAGUCAGAUAUCAGCAUGAUAAUAAUAAAACCUGCAGCUAGAGGUGGCCUAGCAGCUCUCGAGAAAAAGAUCAUCAAGAAACGGUUUUCUAAAAUCAAUAAGUGGAUAAAAAAGGUUAACGAAGUCUAUUCAUACACCAUCGCGCUUUCAAUGCCAAAGUUUGAGUUCGGGUCUAAAUUUGACAACUUGAAAGAAAUUCUCAAAGAAAACUUUGGUGUGAAAGAUGUUUUUAAUGUUGGUAAAGCGGAUUUAAGCGGAAUUGACGGAAGUAGAAAUUUGUUCGUGUCCUCGGUUAUUCAUCAGUCUUUUAUCUCUGUUGAUGAGAAGAGAACGGAAGCAGCGGCAGCAACAUCCGUACAAGUCCGAUUCAGGAGCGGACCUAGAAGAGUUAAUAUUGAUCACCCCUUUAUGUUUCUGAUAUACGAUCAGAAGAAUAAAGUAGUUCUCUUUCUUGGUCGGAUGUAUACCCCUGGUAAUGCAGAAUGAUCUUGGUACUGGAAACGAAACGUAUUAGGAAUGAUCAUGGAACAACAAAUUAUAAAAUUGUGGUGUGGUGGGCUUUAAAAAAAAGAAACAAACAAACACGUAAAUUGCAAUUUCUCUGCUCAGUGAAGUUUUUCUGGUACAGUAAAUUUUCUCUAUAAUAAUUUUAAUGACGAGUUUAAACUUCGGAUUUCCCGUUCAAAAUUUUAUCUCUAUUUUUGUAUAUUAUCAAUUAAAAAUUUGGGCAAUUCGAUAAUCUGUCGGUGGUCACUUAACGCACGGUUAGCUCACGGUUAACGCACACUUAACACAUCGACAGAUUACCGAAUUGCCAAAAUUUGUGUGUUAAAAUUCUUUGUUUUUAAUUUUGACAAGAAUGAUUAUAAUAAUAUUAUAAUGACUUAGAUAUCCCCCUUCCCCCCAUCUAUCCAAGUCUAAUUGAUUAAAAAUUUUUGAUUUUUCCAGAACUAUGUUAAACCGCUUUUUAUGUUUGCUGAUUUACAAAAUAUAAUGGAUAUAAGAUUUAAAUUAUUAUCGAAGAAUUUAUUUUAUAUUUUACAGAUUAUCAUAAAAUCGUACAAUUUCAUAUCAUUCAUUUUAAU
This is a messenger RNA of Bolinopsis microptera, 1850 nucleotides long. Its product is annotated as leukocyte elastase inhibitor-like. Gene Ontology annotation, molecular function: serine-type endopeptidase inhibitor activity. The record is from RefSeq and is a predicted model, not a curated record. The coding region runs from base 52 to 1251 and encodes 399 amino acids. The transcript has a single exon. NCBI's taxonomy places the organism in Eukaryota, Metazoa, Ctenophora, Tentaculata, Lobata, Bolinopsidae.